Molecule: messenger RNA, 4755 nt
Organism: Gryllus bimaculatus (two-spotted cricket)
Lineage: Eukaryota; Metazoa; Arthropoda; Insecta; Orthoptera; Gryllidae
Source: the annotation of a GenBank genome assembly
AUGUGCGAAGGUGUGUUCCACGCAGGUGUCGCCGGCGGCGGCGCUGCCUCCGUGGGCAGCCACGCGAUGCAUGACGGGGCCGCUGCCUCUCCCGGCCCCGCUGGCUUCGGAGGCGCCGCGGGCGGCGCGUGGGCGUCGCUGCCCGCCGAGGAGCACAUCAUCAAAAGUGAAGUACGAUCACCUGGCCUUAAUGAUACAUCACUGAGCUGUCACACAUCAGCUGGAGGUGCUGGAGUGAGUGAGUCCUUGUAUUCAUCCCCUGGUGGUGCUGAUUCGCUGAGUCCCUACACUGACUCCAAAGACUACGCCAUGCAGCAUGCUGCCUAUUCCUCAUCUGCUCAGCAGUACUAUUCCAGUAUGCAGCAGGCCUAUGGAAAUCAGUCAGCCGCAGCUUACUCGCAAGGGUCCUCAGGCCUGUAUGGCAGCUCAGCAUAUAGCAAUAUGUUGCAACAAGGCUACUCAGGAACUGGGUCUCGUGGGCUGCAGCAGUGCAAAGGCUCAGCAACCAGCUACCUGAACCCUUACAGUUCUACUGCAUCAACUGGGUUUGGUUCCUCUUCAACCACAUCUUCUUCCACUACUCAUCAUGGGCAGGCGUCUGCUGCUGGGUCUUCGAGUGCCUACCCUGCGUACAACAACUAUAGCUGUUCUGCAGCAGCAGCUGCUGCGGCUGCAGCUGCUGCAGCGGUGGGGUUCUCUUCUGCAUCUGCUUCUGCUCAAGGCUUUAGUCCUUCACAACAGGGCCUGGACUACAGUGGGUACACCAAUUCCUACAGUGGCCACCAAGCAACUGCUGCACAAUAUUCAGCCAGUUACUUUCCUGCCAGCUAUUCUCCCUAUGCGCCAAGCAGCUCACCUUCAACAGGUGGCAGCCUUGGAGUCGGGACAUCUCCAUCGUCUUAUAACAUUGGCUCCCUUGGUCCAUCUGGUCUCACAGAAAGUCCUAGUAGUUUUUCAAUAGCAGAAAAUGGACCAAAUUCUCCUGCUAAAACUGGGGAAACAAACGGUAGUAGCCGACGUGCAAGGGACAGUGCUUGUGAAGGUGGAAGUACAAGAUCUUCCCGAGGACGAGGAAGGCGCCAGAACAAUCCAUCACCUAGCAAUCCAGAAAGCAAUUUGGAGCGUGUCUUUAUUUGGGACCUGGAUGAAACUAUUAUAAUUUUUCAUUCAAUGCUCACUGGUUCUUAUGCUACACGAUAUGGAAAGGAUACUCAAUCCAUUGUCCAGCUUGGUUUCCGAAUGGAAGAAAUGGUGUUCAACUUGGCAGAUUCUCAUUUCUUCUUCAAUGAUGUUGAGGAUUGUGACCAAGUUCACAUAGAUGAUGUAUCGUCAGAUGACAAUGGGCAAGAUUUAAGCACGUACAAUUUUGCGACUGAUGGUUUUCACGCUGCUGCCAACAAUGGGAAUCUGUGCAUUGCAUCAGGUGUUCGGGGAGGUGUUGACUGGAUGAGAAAGCUGGCUUUCAGAUACAGAAAAAUCAAGGACAUGUACAACAAUUAUCGAAAUAGUGUUGGCGGUCUUUUGGGGCCAACCAAGAGAGAGCAGUGGCUGCAGCUCCGUUCCGAAAUUGAGGCUGUGACGGACAACUGGCUUACGUUGGCAAUCAAAUGCCUCACUUUGAUCAACUCCAGAUCUAACUGCGUUAAUGUGCUGGUGACUACUACACAACUUGUGCCAGCUCUUGCUAAGGUAUUGCUCUUCGGUCUAGGAGGCAUUUUCCCAAUAGAGAACAUUUAUUCUGCUACAAAAAUAGGCAAAGAAAGUUGCUUUGAGAGGAUUGUUUCUCGGUUUGGGCGAAAAUGUACAUAUGUUGUAGUCGGGGAUGGACAGGAUGAAGAAGCGGCUGCCAAACAGCUGAAUUUUCCAUUUUGGCGUAUUUCCAGCCACAGUGACACGGCAGCCCUUUAUAAUGCAUUAGACAUGGGCUUCUUAUGAUGUGUGGUCAAUAGAAAACCAGUGAUUGACUCGUGUGUUUGUGUUGGUGUUUAUGCAAAAACAAUUACAAAGCUAUCCAGCCUGUGAUGUGUGUUAAAGUGCACAAACAUGAGCACUUCCAUGUAGAAGGACGGAGUUAGAGUGCUUCAUAAAAGACAGUUGCAAAAUACGCUCUUGUACUUGUUACUUUCACAGACUUACGGAAAUCUUGCAUCUGGUUAAUUUAUACAUUUAAGUUCCCCAAGUUUCUCUUAAUAAUGUCUUGAAAACUUGUUUAGUUUGUGAAAAAAUUGUGAUUAUUAUAUUGUUUUAUUAUAGAUUCUCAUAUUUAUUCUUAGGAAAAUCUUUAUUUGCAUCAUCUUGUUUUUUGUUUAUAUAUUUUUAAAGUAAAAAAUAUUUCCUUAUGUACGUUUGUUAAUGAACCUUAGAAGUUUUGGAGUCUUAAACAUAAAAUCUUGUUAAGAUAUAUGAAGAAGUGAAAGAUGGACAUACAGUGGAAAGCCAAAGGACCUAUGGAGAAAUGAGAACCAUAUGCUUAAGUAGUGUAAAAUUGUAAUUUCUUCUAUUUGUUUGAAAAGUCAUUUGAACACAUGUUGUUGCUUUAAAAUACAUUGCUUGUAACGCUUGUAUAUACGAGUGAAUGUAGAGUGUAUAUAUAAAAAAAAUAUACAUAUAUGGAUAAUUUAGUUGAAAAGUAGCUGAAAUUAUGGGUUAUAAUCCCAGUGCUCAAGUAUUUACAUAUAUGCUGACCAAGUUGUCUUGACCAAUCAGGCCAAUAAACUUAAUUGUGCUUUCCUGUAAAAUUUCUUUUGUCAUAAAUGAAAAGAAAUAAAAUUGUUUUUGAUUACACAAAGCUUGAUCUUUAAGUUAGAAUGUUAUUUGCAUUAUAUUUAUUUUGCCCCAUUCUCAAAGAGUAAUUAUUGGAUGUAAAAAAGUUAAACAAAAUUCAUUUUUCCAAAAUAAAUUUUAUCAUAUUGUUAUCACCUAUAUUUUAACAUUAUAAGAAAGGAAAAAUAAUGUCAAUAUAAUUUUUCUUUACAACUUUUCAUCUCUUUUUGCGUUUUAUUUUCAUUAUGCUCUCCAACAAAAAGAAGUCUUUCAGAAAUCUAUCAUUGUGAUUCUUCUUGAAUUAGUGUAAUUUCAUUUUUCACAAGAGCAUUAAUAACCUAGGAAUUUGAAUAACAAGAUAUCACCAACCUUUAUUUACCCCUUGACUUGAUAGACUUCCAUUAUUCUUAUGUAAUUCAUUGAGUGUAAGGUGUUUUGUUUUUGUAGUAUGUAUUCUUAGUCUCAAAACUUGUCAGUAUGAGGCAGUGAUUUUAUGAGGGAUUUGUUCUGAUUUCUAUUUCAAUUUUACUUGGUCAGCAUAUGCAUUUGGUUUUUUGGACAUGUCUCUUACCACAUGAGCUGAUACCUUCUUUGAACUGAUAUGGAUGAUUUUCUUGUAAGUGAAACAUUGAAACACAGUUCUUAAUGUUAUUUUGUUUAUUGUAUUUGCUCACUUAUACCACUUUUAUAUUUUAGUACAGGUAGAAAACUUAUGGUCUUUGUAUUUUAAUUGUAGAGGAUUGUAAUUUUUAAUUUUCAUGAAACACUUUAUAACUGGUUUUUGUUCCCACAAAAUAAUCAUUUGUUGGUAUAUUUUGGAGGCUUCAACUACUCAGUACUUCAUUUAUUCAUAAUAUUUCAAGGCGAAGAAAUGAGUUACUUUUAAUUUCCUAAUAUCUGCAUGGUUGUGAAACAAUGAAUUUAAUAUAUGCCAUUUGUAACAUCGUAAAUGCCACAGUAUUUUAAUAACUAAACAUUCAUAGCAGCGCAUUAAUUAUGACCCAAUAUGCAAUUCAAAUUUAAUAGAAUUGAGAAUAGACCUGUUGGUCAGUAGUUUAAAUAUUCUGAACAUAUGGAGUUUUGUUAUUUUCGUUUCAUUUAAAAUGGUUUUUGUGUUUCCUCCAUAUUUUGUUUCAGUUAUAAUUUCUUUUUUUCGUCAUUUUGUAUUCACUCCAAGACUAAGGAAAUUUAUUAAAUUAUUUUUAUAAUCUUCUUGAUACAAUUAUUAUUAUUGAUAUUAUAGAUUGUCAAAUUUUAUUACACAUAGAUAUUCAUCUACACAGCUUGUCUUUUGAAGAAAUAGGAAGGAAAGUACAAAAGAGUUUUGAAAGAUAAUCGUGGAUUCCUAUAUUUUGCUGACAACCAAUUUUUCAUUUUCACUGAAGUGAACAAAUAUUGAAUUUAAAAUCCUUGAUUGCUACAAAUUCUUUGUGGUUAGUGAAAAACGUGUUCUUGUUUUUUCAAGGGAUUAGUUCACAGAAAGUAUUUUAUUUACUAAUAACAACCGGUUAUUAAAAUACUGCAAGGAAAUGCUAUAUUGAUAAAUGAGAGAUCUCUAAGAGCCUAAUUAUUUUUAAGCAUUGAUACAAUAUUAAAUAAAGAAAACAUUUAUAACUUUUCUGUAACAUCAAUAAAAAUUGCAUACUUCUGGAGGAGUGCCUUAAAUUUUGAGUUCUAAUGUACAAGCUGGAUCUGCCUGAAGUGUAGAUUCUUAUCUGGAAAUAGUUUUAUUAAAUACGUUCAAAAAGGGCUAAUUCCUGAAAAAAUGUUUGUAGGCAAUAAUUUCUUUUAGGACUGCUGUGUAGGUGGAAUGUACACUGUGUAAAGAUAUUUUCUGAAAAGAAAUGAAGAAAGAUAAUACUUGCUUCUUUUUUCAAUAACAUUGUGCAAUAAAAUCUUUGUAUAAGUGAGCGAAUACACACAAAUUUGAGAUUGCAAAUAUAAUAUGUCUACCUUCUUUUCUAGAGUAUGCUGCCCUUACAUUUUUUUUUU